Molecule: messenger RNA, 1070 nt
Organism: Rhincodon typus (whale shark)
Lineage: Eukaryota; Metazoa; Chordata; Chondrichthyes; Orectolobiformes; Rhincodontidae
Product: xeroderma pigmentosum, complementation group A
Exons: 5
Biological process (GO): nucleotide-excision repair involved in interstrand cross-link repair; UV-damage excision repair; nucleotide-excision repair, DNA damage recognition
Cellular component (GO): nucleotide-excision repair factor 1 complex
Molecular function (GO): damaged DNA binding
Source: RefSeq, a predicted model, not a curated record
GAAAGACAGGGAGAGUGUGAACACAUCCAUUCAAUCCAAGAAUGAUAAAUCUGAAUGUGUCUCGGUGACGAGAGGCUGUGAGAUGUGCAGGUGGGAGGAGGUAUUUGGGUACUGGGAUAAAUUUAAUAAAAUCCUGUCCACAGGUAGAGAAAGGAAUCAAGAAAGCUAAUGGAAUAUUGGCUGUUAUCUCAGAAACUCAAAGUAAGAAAAUGAGGCUUUGGCUGUGCAGGAUCCUAUCUGCAGCAUUACCUUCACUUUUGGGCGUGUAUUUUACGAAGAAUAUUAUUGACUUUGGAGGAGGAUGAAACAGGAUCACCAGAAUGAUACAAGGGCUUAAAGAGACAUCAUUACAGAAACAUGCUGGUUGGAAGUGACGAGGCAAAAACCUAAUUCCAAACAUGAAUUUGGAGGCGAAGAGUGGAUCGUCAUCGACCUCUGCUGAUACAGGACAGGGAGAGCCGGAGCAGAAAAAGUCUCUACCACCUGUUGUGUUGGCCAAGAUUGAGCGGAACCGACAGAGAGCACUGAUCCUGCGGCAGGCCAGGCUAGCCAGCAGACCCUACCCUUCCGCUGAUUCAGGUGGCACUGUUGCAAAGCUUGCACCCAAAGUAAUAGAUACAGGAGGAGGAUUCUUUCUAGAGGAGGAGGAGGAAGAGCUUCCUGAAGUGAAUAAAGUUGUACAUCAACCAGGACCUGUCUUGGAAUUUGAUUAUUUAUUGUGUGAAGAAUGUGGCAAAGAAUUCAUGGACUCCUUUCUCAGCAGUCACUUCGAUUUACCUGUCUGUGAUAAUUGCAGAGAUAAUGAAGAGAAACACAAACUAAUUACCCGAACAGAUGCAAAGCAGGAAUUUCUGCUUAAAGACUGUGACUUGGACAAGCGAACCCCUAUACUCAAGUACAUACUGAAGAAAAAUCCACAUAAUACCAACUGGGGCAACAUGAAACUUUAUGUGAGGCUGCAGGUAAGUAAAACAUUACAAGGUGUAAAGCUUUGUGAGAAAAUGAGUCAGUGCCAAUUACUAGCGGUGCAUUCAUGCAAAUAUAUUGAAGGAAUAGUGAUAUAUAUCCAG